Molecule: messenger RNA, 810 nt
Organism: Fonsecaea erecta
Lineage: Eukaryota; Fungi; Ascomycota; Eurotiomycetes; Chaetothyriales; Herpotrichiellaceae
Exons: 1
Coding region: 1-810 (269 amino acids)
Molecular function (GO): oxidoreductase activity, acting on the CH-OH group of donors, NAD or NADP as acceptor
Source: RefSeq, a predicted model, not a curated record
AUGGCCGGACUCCUACGCAACAAAGUCGUCGCCAUCACCGGGGCAUCGCAGGGCAUCGGCCGUGCCACGGCGCUGGCCUGUGCCCAACAAGGCGCGGGGCUGGUGCUGCACCACCUGGGGACGGAGCAGACGCGGUCGGACAUGGACGCGCUGCAGACGGAACUGCGCGCCAUCGACCCGUCGCUACGCCACACGUCGUUCGGCGGCGACGUGGUGCAGCCGGAGACGCCCACCAACCUGGUGUCGGAGGCGGUGCGGCGCUUCGGCCGGCUCGACGUGCUGAUCAACAACGCCGGGAUCUGCACCUUCGCCGACUUCCACGAGGUCACGCCCGCGCUGUUGGAGCGACACAUGGCCGUCAACUUCACGGCGGCGUACAUGCUGACGCAGGCGGCGACGCGGCAGAUGGUGGCGCAGGGCAACAACAACAACAACACCAUCAACAACACGGGAGGCAGCGUGGUGAGCAUCGCAUCCAUCACCGCGGUGCAGGGCUCGUCGGCGCUGACGCACUACGCGCCCUCGAAGGCCGCCGUGUUGGGCAUGACGGUCGCGUGCGCCAGCGCCCUCGGACGCCACGGCAUCCGCUUCAACAGCAUCUGUCCCGGCACGAUCGAGACGGACAUGAACAAGGCCCACCUCGACCGCGACGGACUGCGCGCCGUCAUGGCCGGCAAGACCGCCCUCGGGAGGCUGGGGACACCCGAGGACAUUGCCGGCGCGGCCGUGUUUUUCGCCAGCGAUCUCAGUGCCUAUGUCACGGGCCAGUAUUUGUUGGUGGACGGCGGCGCGUCGACGCAUUAUGAGUGA